Colletotrichum destructivum is the source of this 2297-nucleotide messenger RNA. Its product is annotated as putative O-methyltransferase UstE. Lineage: Eukaryota; Fungi; Ascomycota; Sordariomycetes; Glomerellales; Glomerellaceae. Bases 322 to 2223 code for a protein of 633 amino acids. The transcript has 2 exons. The record is from RefSeq and is a predicted model, not a curated record. Gene Ontology annotation, cellular component: membrane.
CUGUGCGCCUCGACUACUCACCCACUCACUCACUCCUUCUCUCACUCAAUCCCUUGCUCACCCUCAUGUCGCAUAUGUCACUUUUACACAUGUCACCAGGGCCAGAUGCGGCAUUGGCCCAUUGUUCUCCUCCUCCUCCUCCUCCUCCGUGCUGAACGCCUUUCCCAAUAAAACCCCCUCCCCCUCCCCCUCUUCCAUAGUUGCUUUCACUCACUCCUCAUCCAUUGGCAUCCGACACAUACAUACACACACACACACACACACUCUCUCUCUCUCUCUCUCUCUCUCACCACAUAUCAUUGAGCCCCAGUCAAGAGCACAAUGACCGAUCGUGGAGAGGGCUGGAACGCCCGUCUGGGCGUGAACACGAACGAAAUACCGACAUCCCAACACCUGCCCAACGCGACGUCGGGCGCAGAACAAGACCGGUACGGCGGCUGGUUUGGCGGAAGGGUCGCCGACAAGGCCGGCGAGAAGAUGAACCAGGCCGCUGAGACUGUCAAGGAGAACCUCCCUCGCGGCGCCGGUGCCGAACAAGAACGCGUCGCCGGCUGGUUUGGCGACAAGGCCGACAAGGCGGCCCGCAAAUUCGACCAGGCCGCCGAGAAGGUCAAGGAGAACAUCCCGCGUGGCGCUGGCGCUGAACAGGAUCGCUACGAGGGCUGGUUCGGCGGCGACAAGCUGCCUUCCGUCAACGAGUUCAGCGAGAGGCUGCCGCACGUCUCGGGCGCCGAACAGGACCGGUAUAACCGCUGGUUCGGCGGCGACAAGGGGCCUUCGGGCACCUGGGUCCGAGAACACCUCCCGCAGGCCUCGGGUGCUGAGCAGGACCGCUACGCCUCCCAUUGGGAGGGCGCCGCGGACAAGCUCACCGACAAGAUCAAGGAGAAGCUCCCGCGCGGCACCGCUGCCGAGCAGGAGCACGUCGCCGGCUGGUUCGGCGACAAGGCCGACAAGGCGGCCCGCAAGUUCGACCAGGCCGCCGAGAAGGUCAAGGAGAAUAUCCCGCGCGGCGCCGGCGCCGAGCAGGAGCGUUUCGGCGGCUGGUUCGGCGGCGACAAGCUGCCGUCGGCCUCGCAGGCGGCGGACCAUCUGCCCAAGGCCUCCGGAGCCGAGCAGGACCGCUUCGGAUCCCACUUCGAGGGCAAGGCGCCGUCGGCGGACCGCAUCUACAGAAAGCUCCCUAGGGUCUCGGGCGCCGAGCAGGAUCGGUACAGCUCCCACUUCAGCCUUCACCCGAGCAACCCCGUCAACACGGCGACGACGACGACGCUCGGACUCCUCCAGAACGCCGUCCUUCCCUCUUUCGGCCUCCACGCCGGCCUCAGCACCGUCGCGUACGCCGUCGCUCGGUACACCGACAGAGCCGAGGCAAAGGACUGGCUGUGGCCUUCGGGCCAGGUCGCCAACGCCUGGUGGACGGCCAUCGGCGCCCGCGUCGUCCACGACGGCCUCUCGGUCCCGGCGGCCUGGAACUCGCUCGGCUACACCCAGAAGCUGCUCCUCUCGGGCGUCAGCGCCUGGGGCGUGCGCCUCUUCUACCGCGUCGCCUCCCGCAGCGUGAAGCGCGGCAAGGAUGACGCCCGCUACGUGGCCGCCAAGAAGAGGGACCCCAAGUUCUGGGACAAGGCCUUCUUCACCAUGUUCUUGCCCGAGGCCGCGCUGCAGGCCCUGAUCGCCCUGCCCUUCACCCUGCCCUUCCGCGCGCCCCUCACCUGCGCCGCCAGCUCGCCCUUCACCGACUACCCCGAGACCUUCCACAGCCUGGCCGUCUUCCUGUUCACCGCCGGCUUCGCCCUUGAGACCCUCGCCGAUACCCAGCUGGAGGACCACUCCCGCAAGAGCAAGGAGCUCAACCGCGAAGGCGUCUGGAGCAUCGUCCGCCACCCUAACUACCUCGGCGACGCCCUCUGCCACCUCUCCUUCCCCGUCCUCCUCUACAGCGCCGGCAUGCUGCACCCGCUCGCCGCCCUAGGCCCUGUCUUCAACUACUUCAUCCUCCGCUACCUCGGAGGCGACAAGGAGAACGAGGCCAGCCAGGAGGAGCGCUACGCAAAGGAGAACCCGCUCAAGUUCCAGCAGUUGCAGGAGUACAAGCGCGACAAGAACAGCUUCUGGCCCAGCCUCAGCGAGUACGACAACAAGUGGGUGUUGACCGUCGCGGCCGUCGGCGCCGUCGGCGUUGUUGUCGAGAGGGGCCUGUUGGCCUACUUCCGGGGUUGAGAAAGAUGAUGUAUGACGGAAAUAUGUGUUUUAAUUAGUGUAAUUAUUGCCUGGGAAUAAUGGCAGAUAUCAAA